Molecule: messenger RNA, 2397 nt
Organism: Gadus chalcogrammus (walleye pollock)
Lineage: Eukaryota; Metazoa; Chordata; Actinopteri; Gadiformes; Gadidae
Exons: 3
Coding region: 1-2397 (798 amino acids)
Source: RefSeq, a predicted model, not a curated record
AUGCCAAGCCUCCCAGUCAAGCAACCACCACGCCGGAUGGCGUUGGAGAAACAACAGGAUGCUGACCAACAGAUACAACAGAGCCUGGGGGCGGGGCUGGCCCGCCGCAGCAACAGCAGUUGGGCAUCUCCCAUAGUGAUGGUAAAGAAAAAAGAUGGGACGUACCGCCUCUGCAUAGACUAUAGAGGCCUGAAUGACUGCACAAUCAAAGAUGCAUAUCCUCUGCCCCGCAUCCAGGACACGCUGGACACCCUCUCUGACGCCAAGUGGUUCAGCACCCUUGACCUCGCGGCCGGCUACUGGCAAGUCGAACUGACCCCAAGAGCACGCAAAGCAGCAGCAUUCUGCACCAAAAGUGGACUGUUUGAAUGGAAUGUCAUGCCAUUUGGACUGUGUAAUGCCCCGGCGACAUUCCAGCGCUUGAUGGACCGGGUGCUGGCCGGCAUGCAGUGGGAGACCUGCCUAGUGUACCUAGACGACAUCAUCGUUUUGGGCAGCGACGUUCCACAGAUGCUGCAGCGGCUGGGCCAGGUUUUCAGUCGUCUCGACCAGGCCAAAAUGAAACUAAAACCAUCUAAGUGCUGCCUCUUCCGCCGCCAAGUAGCCUACCUGGGUCACAUCGUUUCAGAGAGCGGUGUGGCCACUGACCCCAACAAAGUCCAGAAAGUGCAGGACUGGCCAACACCGACAUCAAUCCAAGAUGUCCGUCGCUUUGUGGGCCUUGCAUCUUACUAUCGGCGGUUCGUUAAAGACUUUGCUUCCAUUGCAGAACCUCUCCAUGCCCUGACCAAGAAACAUGCCCAGUUUCGCUGGUCUGAGGAAUGCCAGGCGGCAUUUAAUGAACUUAAAGGCUUCGACGUCGGUAUCGGCGCUGUUCUCUCGCAGGUUCAGCAGGGUGUGGAACGUGUGCUAGCCUAUGGAAGCCGCAAGCUGUCCACAACUGAACAGAAUUACUGUACCACACGGCGAGAACUGCUAGCCGUGGUCGACUUCACGUCACACUUUAGCCAGUAUCUCCUAGGGUGGCGCUUCACGGUGCGCACCGACCACAGCAGCCUUCGGUGGCUAACAAGGAUGAAGGAGCCUGAGGGACAGCUCGCCAGGUGGCUCGAGAGACUUGGCGAAUACAACUUCGAGAUCAUCCAUCGCUCUGGCCAGCUUCACGGCAACGCAGACAGCCUCUCCCGGAGACCCUGCCGUCAGUCCUGUCCUUGUAAGCUCCCCAGCCCAUCUCCUCCUCAGUUGAACAUCAGUCACCAGGCUGUGCAGUGCAAUUUGGACUCUGACAUCAACCAGGCGAUGCUGAGUCCAGUGGGGGUAGAGAGACACCCAGCUCCCGCAGAAGCAAGUCUAGUGGGGGUAGACAAGGCCCUGCCAGCUGACUCUAACAACUUAAAGUCCCCCGAGAAAAUAUACCUGACUAAGGCAAAAGAAAAUGAACUGUUUGGUGGUUGGUCCCUGGAGGAGCUGCGACAAGCCCAGGAAGACGAUGCAGACAUUGCACCCAUCAGAACCUGGUUGGAAACCAGCAGAGAGCGUCCUGCAUGGGUAACAGUCUCACCAUGCAGCCCAGCCACAAAGACAUAUUGGAGCCAGUGGAAACGCCUCUACAUCAGAGAUGGAGUGCUGGUUAGACGUUUCUACUGCCUGGACGAUACCCAAUUCUAUCCACAAGUACUGCUGCCCCGCACCUUCCGGCCAGACAUCAUGAGACAGAUGCAUGAGGGACAAGUUGGCGGACAUUUUGGUGUAGAGCGCACGGUAGCUCGGCUGCAAACCCGAUACUUCUGGUACAGAAUGAGGGAGGACGUCGCCCUGUGGUGUAACACCUGCACCAGCUGCGCAUCAAAAGCCAGGCCACGGAAAACACCACAAGCCCCCAUGGGCACUGUUCGAGUCGGAGCGCCGAUGGAGCGCAUCGCUUUGGAUAUUAUGGGGCCACUGAAUGAGACUGGACGCCACAACAGAUAUGUGCUGUUGGACGACCUGGUUUAUCGAAUCCAGAAAGGGCCAAAGACUAAAGUAAAGGUGGUUCACCACGAUCAGCUAAAGCCUUAUCGCUGCCGGGACCCACUGGACAAUACUUGGGCCCUGGAGCAAGCCCAGAGCUGGACACCAAUGGAGGUGUCACCCCCAGACAACGUAGAUCCUGCUGACACUCUACUGGGUCUGCCCCAGCUCUUCUCCAACACUGAUGACAGCUCCAGCUUUCCCUCAUCAGAUCCAGCUGUGGACAUCCCUGUAGCUGCUGCUUCUCACCUUGACUCCUCUGUUCCUGUGGAGUUAAAGGACAGUGGGGGUUGUGCGGCGGUGCAGCACCCUCAGAGCCCUCGUUCUCAAAGGCCCCAGCGCAGGCGUAGACCACCGACUCAGUUUGGUGAGUGGGUGGCUCACUGA